Messenger RNA from Sabethes cyaneus, 949 nucleotides. RefSeq names its product ATP synthase subunit b, mitochondrial (gene ATPsynB). NCBI's taxonomy places the organism in Eukaryota, Metazoa, Arthropoda, Insecta, Diptera, Culicidae. The transcript is spliced from 3 exons. The record is from RefSeq and is a predicted model, not a curated record. Gene Ontology annotation, molecular function: proton transmembrane transporter activity. Gene Ontology annotation, biological process: proton motive force-driven ATP synthesis. The coding region runs from base 107 to 823 and encodes 238 amino acids.
GCGAGAACGAAACCGACCAUCUUUCCACGAUCUUGGUGUAGUGAAGUGCGUGUGAUUUGGGAAUAUUAUUAGAUCUCUACGCAAAAAAGUUCAAUAAUUUUUCAUCAUGCUGUCUAGAGCUGCACUUUUAGCUGCCGCCAAAAGGCCGACCGCGCUUGUUAUGGCUCGUGGAUCAGCAUCGGCCACAGAUAGCAACCGCCCUGUUCGGCCAGAACAUCCAGGCAAGGUUCGGCUAGGUUUUUUGCCCGAAGAAUGGUUUACCUUCUUUUACAAUAAAACUGGAGUUACCGGUCCUUACGUUUUUGGUGCUGGAUUGUUGACCUAUUUGUGUUCCAAGGAAAUCUAUGUUAUGGAGCAUGAAUACUACAACGGUCUUUCCCUUGCCAUCAUGGUCAUCUAUGCUGUUAAAAAGUUCGGCCCAGCAGUUGCUGCUUUCUGCGAUAAAGAGAUUGACAGAAUCGAAGGCGAAUGGAAAGAAGGUCGUGAGACAAAUAUCAAGCAAUUGGCCGAUGCUAUUGAAGACGAGAAAAAGGAGCAGUGGCGCGCUGAAGGCCAAACCUUGUUGAUGCAAGCGAAGAAGGAAAACGUCGCUCUUCAGCUGGAAGCUGCAUAUCGCGAACGCGCUAUGACUGCCUAUCGUGAAGUCAAGAAACGAUUGGAUUAUCAGGUUGAGCGCCAAAACGUUGACAGACGUAUUUCACAGAAGCAUAUGGUUGACUGGAUUGUGAGCAAUGUAGUCAAGUCAAUUACUCCUGAUCAAGAGAAGGAAACAUUGAACCGCUGCAUAGCUGAUUUGGGUGCCAUUGCCGCUAGGGCUAAGUAAAAGAGCACCAAUUUGUGGCUAAAAUACCGGGAAUAAGUUUCAUGCUCUUGAUUUGGCCGAACAAUAGCGAGGAAUACAUGAAUAAAUAAAUGGUGAAUUAACUUCAAGCUCUAACUGAUUCACGAU